GUCCCUUGUUUCCCGAAACGCGGUGUCCGACAGGGCGACCCACUGUCUCCCUUGCUAUACAUUGUGUGCUUUGAUGAAGUACUCCAACUUUCAAACCCCUCCAUUGCGUUUUCCUCCCCGGCCGGCCCUAUUGAUGCUAUGGCCUACGCGGACGACCUUAUUGUUUUCGCUGACUCUUCCGCUGCACUCCAGCGGAAGUUAACUGCUUGCCAAGAUGCCUGGUCUGCUGCCGGUUUCUCCCUAAAUGCUCCAGCAUACUCUUUGCCUAGGAUUCCCGUGAUGGAAAUACCCUUGUUAACAUUGACCGCGCGGUUAUCCCAGCAACCGGUCUUGGUCAAUGGGUCUGAAGUUUUGUCCACCGAUGAAGCCGCCACACGCAUGGCGGACGCUCUCUACAACACCAUCGAUGGCAAAGUUUUAUCUUGUCACAAAUAUUCUGGCCCUUCAUCGCGCUGA
This is a messenger RNA of Echinostoma caproni, 456 nucleotides long. The record is from the annotation of a GenBank genome assembly. Lineage: Eukaryota; Metazoa; Platyhelminthes; Trematoda; Plagiorchiida; Echinostomatidae.